Cavenderia fasciculata is the source of this 672-nucleotide messenger RNA. RefSeq lists its product as uncharacterized. The coding region runs from base 1 to 672 and encodes 223 amino acids. The record is from RefSeq and is a predicted model, not a curated record. Lineage: Eukaryota; Evosea; Eumycetozoa; Acytosteliales; Cavenderiaceae. The transcript has 3 exons.
AUGGCAUACGUGAGUAAUAAUUUCUAUAUAUUAAAAAAUGAUCAUCAAACAAACAAUUUUGAAGAGGGAUCAGUGGACCACUUGUUCCAAAUGGUAAAGGAAGGUCACCAAUCUCAAUUUAGGUAUGCCAAUGCUAAUAAUUUGAAAUCAAUGUGUGCAAUGGCACAAGUUAACAUUGAACGACGCCACCAAGAACUUCAAGACGCUGCAACUGGGCUUUCCAAUCAACAAUGGGACAACAGUUUUCAUCGUUACUUGACUUGUUCAACUGAAUCAAAAUCUAUUUAUAUCAUUCUCAAACUUUUACCAUAUAUAGGAGAUGAAAAUGAAACUUUUAUUAUUAUUUCAAUGUUAAUGCAAAUAGUCGAGAAUGGAUCGUAUCCCGAAGAGAUAUUGGUAGCAGAAGGACUUGCAUCACACCUUUUAACAAACUAUAGUUCAAGGUUGGCAGAUAUUUACUUUUUAACCAAAGUUCACAAACUCUUUCUAAAGAUGCUCAGACACGAAAAAAUUGGUGAGUUCUCUUGCAUACGAAGAGCAGCAGUUGCAUUCUUUAAUGAAUUUGGUCGUUUAGGCACCUUCUAUGGCACAACAUUAAGAUUCUCCGAAGAAGAAAUCAAAGAAGGAAUUGCUCUACUUCAAAAGCCCGAUUGGUCAUCCCUCCCAUUUUGA